Messenger RNA from Gopherus evgoodei (Goodes thornscrub tortoise), 1296 nucleotides. RefSeq names its product perilipin-3-like. The transcript is spliced from 8 exons. The record is from RefSeq and is a predicted model, not a curated record. Gene Ontology annotation, biological process: lipid storage; positive regulation of triglyceride storage. Lineage: Eukaryota; Metazoa; Chordata; Testudines; Testudinidae. Bases 1 to 1296 code for a protein of 431 amino acids. Gene Ontology annotation, cellular component: cytosol; lipid droplet.
AUGUCCAAGGAGGUGGUGCCCAGAAGUGUGACAACUCCCUUCUGCAUGUCUGGUAACAGGAGUGAAAUCCAGGCUGCCUGCCCUGAGCCCCAGGGACAGGAGCAUCAGACUGCAGUGGGCAGGGUGGCUGGCCUGCCCUUGGUCAGAUCUGCCUGUGAGAUGGCCUCUGCCAGCUAUGCAGCCACCAAAGAGACCCACCAAGCCGUGAAAGCUGUCUGUGAGGUGGCAGAGACCGGGGUCAGGGCCAUCACCUCUGCUGCCAUCACUGGGGCACAGCCCAUCCUGGACCAGCUGGACUCGCAGAUUGCAGCAGCAAAUGAAUAUGCCUGUAAGGGACUAGACACCCUGGAGGAGAAGCUGCCAGUGCUGCAGCAGACUGUGCAGAAGGUGGCUUCAGAUGCCCAAGACCUUGUGCAUGCUGCAGUGGCAGAGGCCAGGGAUGCAGUCUGCAGCAUGGCUGGUGAGACAAAAGACACAGUGACCAGCAUGGUGGGUGUGGCCAAAGGGGCUGUCCAGGAGAGCAUGGAGAUGACCAAAUCUGCAGUGACCAGCAGCAUGAACAGAGUGCUAGGGAAAUCUGAGCAACUGAUUGACCACUACCUCCCCAUGACAGAGGAGGAGCUUGCUGAGCUGGCAACCCCUAUGGAGGGGUCUGGAAAGCAGAAGAAUUACUUUCUGCGUCUGGGUUCCCUCUCUACCAAACUCCGCCAGCGAGCCUACCAGCAUGCCCUGGGCAAGAUGAGACAAGCCAGGCAGCACACCCUGGAGGCCAUCUCCCAGCUCCAGCAAACCAUCGACCUGAUGGAACAUGCCAAGCAGGCUGUGAGUCAGAAGGUUCAUGAUGGGCAGGAGAAGCUGCAGCAGAUGUGGCUGGAGUGGCACAAGGGCCAGCUGGGAGGCAGUGAGGAUGACAGCUCACCACAGCCAGAGGAGAUGGGGUCCCAGGCUCUAGCCACUUCCCAUAACCUCAUCCUGCAGGUGCAGACUGCCUGCCAUAGCCUCCUGCCCAACAUCCAGGGUCUCCCUGCCUCUCUCCAGGAGAAGGUUCAGCAAGCCUAUGAGAACAUGGGAGAGCUCCAGAUUUCCUUCUCCAAUGUCCAGUCCUUCCAGGAGCUGUCUGAGGGUAUCCUGACCCAGACCCGGGAGAAGGUGACCAAAGCCCAGGAAUCCCUGGAUGAGCUGCUGGAAUAUGUGGUGCAGAACGCUCCCCUCACAUGGAUCGUGGAACCCUUUGCUCCUGCUGGAGACUCUGCAGAGCCAGUGGGGGAACCAGCAGAGGAGAAGAUCACAGCCUGA